Messenger RNA from Populus euphratica (Euphrates poplar), 1488 nucleotides. NCBI's taxonomy places the organism in Eukaryota, Viridiplantae, Streptophyta, Magnoliopsida, Malpighiales, Salicaceae. The record is from RefSeq and is a predicted model, not a curated record.
AUGGCUUCACCAGAAAGAAAGAGCCAAACAUUCUUACAGAUUUCACGUAAGAGACUAAAGAGGCAGUGUCAUUCUAGUUAUCAUCAUCUCGAUCAUGCUAACACUAGUUUUACUCACGUUGAUCAUAGUGUUGAUCUUCCUGAUGAUGUUCUUGAUAUGAUUUUCUCUUUCUUGCCUAUCAAAAAAGCCAUGCAGAUUGGAAUUCUAUCGACGAGAUUCAAGAAUUCUUGGAACUUCAAUCGUAGAUUAGACUUUGAUAAUGAUUUUUCAAGGGGUCGUAGUCCUGAUGAUUUUAAAUCUAUCGUUAAUAAGGUUUUUGAUCGCCAUGCAGGGUCGAGAAUCUUAAGUUUUCGAUUAUGUUUUGAUCCAAACAAAGAAGAAUUAUUGGUCGAGAAGUGGAUCAGGAAAUCCAUUGAAAAGGGUGUUGAAGAACUCAAUUUGGAACUUUAUCAAAGCGGAAAUGUUCUUGAAGGAAGAUGGCCUUUUAAACUCAAUUCUGAUGUUUAUGAAGCUAAGUCCUUGAAGAUUUUGAAGCUUAGUUUGUGUCAACUUGAUCUUCCACCAAAGUUGAAAGGUCUGCAUGUUUUGAACACUCUUGUUCUUAGAAAGAUCAUUAUAACCCCGACAUUGAUAGAUAAUUUAUUUCAGAAUUGCUUCUUCCUAGAGAUUCUAGAUUUAGCACACUGUCAUGGGAUUUUUCAUUUGAAAAUCUUUGCCCAAAAGACGUUUAAGGUGUUAAAGGUCGGAGAUUGCCAGGAGAUUCUGAGGAUUUACAUUGAUGCACCAAAUCUACGUUCAUUCCACUACUGUGGACAUGUUUGCUUUAUCAAAUUUAACAUCGUCCCUCAAUUGAAAGAUGUGAUGCUCAGUUUCAGACCUUCAAAAGGCUUUACAGAGACUUUUCGAGUGAGAAAUCUUGUCUAUGAUCUCCACCCUAUUCAAGUUCUCACCACUACUAGUACUUUUCUUGAGGGCCUAUCUCCAAAGUUUAUUGGAGGAAAACUGAGAGAGAUGCAAUUCUUCUUUGGGAAUUUGAAAGAAUUUCAUUUGAUCAUGGAAGGUGCAAUUUACUGUAAUCCUCAUGAUAUUAUUUCUUUCCUGAAGCAUUGCCCUAGCCUGGAGAAGAUAUUCAUCGAUCUCAAAGAUUUUUGCUUCGUACGUGGGCCGUAUUGGGAAUUGCAUAAUCGACAAUCUUUCCAGAAAUACAGCGCAUCCUUCGACUGCCUCAAGUUCAUUAAACUGCCAGGAUUUAAGUUUCAGAAAGAUGAACUAAUGCUGGUGAAGUUUUUCCUGGAGAGGGCAAUUUUCCUGGAGAAACUAGUGCUGGUCACUCCCAAAUCUAGACAUGCCAGAGUUCCUAAACCAAAUUUACAUGCGUAUUAUCAGUAUCUCCAGUCUUGGAAAGCAUCUCCAGGAGCCCAAAUAGCUGUGUUUGAGCACUUGAAUGACACUUCUGUUUGUCCAAUGCACUCAAAGACCUGGUACUAG